AUGGAGAUUUAUCUCAACUUUUGGUUGUUAUUACUACUGGGUUGUCGCGGCGAAAGAUCGUUGAAAGUGCAGGUUUAUCCAGGCUUUGGUUGGGAUCACUUACGAUUUCUUGAUAUGUCUCCAAUCUAUGAUGUGUCAAAUUUUAAUGAUUCAGACAAGUUUCAAUCAUGUAUUGAACUAAUUCCUUUACAUGAGAACAAGAUUGAAUUGGCAUCAACAGAGAUGGACAUGUAUAAUUUGCACAGCAGUGACUAUUCAUCAAAUCUGAUGAUAGGUGGUAGUGCUGGUUUCUUAGGUUUCAAGAUCAGUGGCUCUUAUUCCAAAGAAUAUCAGACAGCAAAAAAAGAGCAAAGCCAAGAAAAGACUAUCGUUCUCCGAAAUGAAAUUAACUAUCUGAUGGUAGAUGCAAUUAUUCAGUCGUCAUGUCCCGUACAUCCCCAAGUGAAGAAGGAUAUAGUUAAUAUUGCCAAACUUCAAUCGAACAACGAGAGUCUCUUGGCCACUUAUCAUGCACAGUUAUUUGUUAAAAAGUAUGGCACACAUUUCACCAGUCGGUUGUAUUUGGGCGGAUCAAUUGUUGAAGAAGAUUUCAUAUCUCAUUCAGAUUACUAUUCGAGUACUACGUCAAAGAAUGCUUACAAGGCAGCCGCAGAAGCUUCGUUCAGAGGUACAUUCAGCAUAUCAGCAAGCUUCAGUUCUAGCUCCAGUCAAAAUCAAGCUACGGUCAAUGAACAUAAAAACAGAAUUCAACGGAAAGUGGUAAGUUCUAAGGGUGGUGACGUAUUCAUAUUAGGCGGUCAUAUGGAAGCGUGGCAAGCCUCGAUAAAAACGAAUCCAGCUAUUGUUCGACGAAGUAUUGAGAACAUCACAUAUUUCAUCCAAACAGACCAGUUUCCCGAGAUGACCGAAGUUGCAUUAACGAACGUUCGAAAAGAAAUUGAACAGGCAGUUAAUUCUUAUGUGGAAAUGAAUACGAUUCGAGGAUGCAUGGAUCGAAAUUCACCGUCUUUUAACUGGGUUUCAAAUGUCGCGGAUAGUUCUUGUGCUCCAAUUUCUCAAUUGACACAAUUCGGUGGCUUCAUUCGCACCUGCUCAGAAGAUUCUCGCAUGUCGCCACACUGCUAUUAUCUGCGACAGAAUAAUUACUAUACUGGCAACGAUCAAUGCGUACACGGUUUCAAUAAGUAUUUGUUGCAUACUUCAUCUCAAUAUCAAUCACUAUAUCGUCAAAAUUGCUGGAAAUGUGGAUUUUUGUGGUUGAGGACAUGUUGUGAAGACGUUUACGUAGGCGAAGGACGACGUGAACUUUAUUUGUAUGUUUGCAAUCGUAAUGCUACUCAACGGUCUGGUUCUUACAGUAGUAUCGAUGUCCAAUCGACCUAUCUGUUCGGUGGUUCAUACACAUCGCAGAAAGUUAAUCCUGUAACUAAUGCUUUUACUUGUCCUGAUAGCCUAUUCGUAGCUUACGAUAUCAAUGGCAUCAGAGUAUGUCUUGCUGAAAGAACACCAACAAGCAGAAAAGAUCUUCCUCGUUAUGGUGGUAUGUAUUCAUGCCAAUAUGGCAAUAUGGCUACUCGAACGCAUGUAAGAGGCUGUUCAGAAGGUUAUAGCGCCUAUGCUAUCGGAUCUGUCGAUGGAAACUGUGCUCUAGAAGUGUGUUUAAAGUUUGAGACUACCAGUGAUCAACGGGAAUUACCAUCUGUUGCUUUACCACCAUUCUUUUCAAUUGAUACCAUCUAUUCACAAGUUGGCGCAAAUGAAACAUCAACAGACGAUAUAUCAACAAACGAAACAACAGCCUAUGAUACAAUAACUACUCAAAUGAUCUAG
Adineta ricciae is the source of this 1830-nucleotide messenger RNA. The record is from the annotation of a GenBank genome assembly. NCBI's taxonomy places the organism in Eukaryota, Metazoa, Rotifera, Eurotatoria, Adinetida, Adinetidae.